AACAUGACAAUAAAUUUGGGGAGUCAGUUGAGCUUCUAUGGUAGGGGGUAGCUACCGUUCAAGGCAGGUGCAUUCGCGUCAACUGGAUAUGUAGCAACCAACACUUGAACCCAGGCGCCAGAUACAACGACAAAACCAAAACCAAAACCAGACAGAAACAUCACCUCAUCCACCAGCCAGAUGUCGCGUCAAUCUAAGAAGCGCAAGGUCGACGAAAUGGCUACAGUCAAGAACGAAGAGGAAGACCUGCCCAGCCUUGGAAGAUCCCUCAAUUAUGGAAGGUGAGCUUUUGUCAUCGACAUUCGCACCUGCUCAAGGUCCUCCUAACUUUCUACAGCGCUCUCGGUGCGGACGUUACUGCGUUUAAAGUUGGCAAGAACGAAACAAUAUUCCGGGUACACACGAAAAUCUUGAGCGAAAAGGCCCCCUCCUUUUACACUCGCGCGGUUGAGGAGCAAGGUGGCUUGCUCCCAGCUCAAGAGCCUGCUAUCUUUGGCCUUUUCGUCGAAUGGAUCUAUACUGGACAUAUUCAGCAGAUAUCAAGGGCCGAGCGGGACAACUUGGAUGGGGAAGAGGCCAAUGCUCUAGAGGACUUGUUGUCUAUGGAGCUACUCAGGUUGUAUGGCUUUGGGCUGGAAUUCAAAAUUUCGCCUUUGAUGGAUCUCUGCAUUACCAAUUACAUGAGAGAUCCUUCAGCCUUCGAUUUCGAACAUUUUGAAUACGCCUACGGCAAUUUUGCGCCAUGUCGGCUUCGAAAACUCUUUGUUCUUUUCUUAGCAUACGAACUCACCUAUGAGAACCCAAACCCUACUGGAGAUAUCGGAAUACAAAAAAUCGAAAGACGAGCGUACAGCAAGGAAGUUUCCAGGUCGUUAGGAAAGUUCGAGGAUCUUAGGAUGGAUGUUGUUAGCUUCAUGCUGGCUCCUACUACCCUUGAGCCUCUGAGGGACAUGAAGUUGAAUCCACUAGAACUGGACCCAUGUCUGUUUCAUGAACAUGAGGGUUCCGAGGAGUGCAAAGCAAAGAAGAAGUGAUUCCUUACCUCUAGACUCCGCGAGGAUUCCAGGAAUACGAGAGGGUAGAGUACGGAGGUAUCAAACUGGGGUCUUGGGGAGAUAUAUCCAGAGGAAAUAAUUGCUUACAGUUAGCCAUUCUUGCGCUCUUGAGCUUGCCUUCGGGGGUUGGAAUG
Molecule: messenger RNA, 1189 nt
Organism: Hymenoscyphus albidus
Lineage: Eukaryota; Fungi; Ascomycota; Leotiomycetes; Helotiales; Helotiaceae
Source: the annotation of a GenBank genome assembly